CACAUUGGAAGCCUCUGCACCCUCUGGGAUCUUCUUCAUGAAGUGCAUGUCCACCUGGUGAGACAAAGCAGAGUCAGCAUGCAUGUCAAGCAACACGCUGCCAUUGAUGAUGCAACUGCGCAGCUCAAACAGACUGUGGAGGGAAAGAGUAGCAACGUAGGGCUUACUCCACCUCUCCCCGCCAUCCUCCACAUCUUCCUCAAACUUCAGCCACCUGCAAGAUCUCAUCCAGCUCAGUGAACAGCUCGUGGGCCACAUGUUCAGCAUCUUCCUCUGUGCCCAGAAUGAACUGGACCCGCUGGGACGGUGUAUCUGAUGAAGUGAGAGGAUGUGAGGGAGGACUCAGAGGUCACUCACCUUCAAGUUCCUCCUUCUCAUAGUGGAUGUUUAGCACUGAGCUGGUCCCUCCCUGGUCUACUACCACCUCCUCAUCAGGCCUCUGAUGGACACACAGACACACAAAAGACACGUAAGCACCCUCAACUGACAGAAAGGACAGAGAUCCUGACUCAGACAACUGGGCCUGUCACUUCCAUACUGGGCUUUGUGUCUGAGAGGCAGAGGUUGACACUCGGGUGCCUCAGCCACAGGCUACAACUGCCCCUUCGAAGCAUUGCACCAUCGCUAUCAUCUGCUGCAUACUGUAGGCACAUGUGACAGUGCUUCACUCAGAGGUCAGGUAAACAUGAAUGGAUGAAAAAGAUGUAACGGUGAAAAAGUGAGACGGGAAAGGAGAGAGCUGGAGGAGAUAGGAUGAGAGGGGCGGCUGUUUUGACUGCCUCAGCCCACAAGUAGCAUGAGUCAUACACACCUUAUUCAAUGCCACAUACACAAUUCUCCCUCUCCACAGCCCUCGCUCUCUAAUUGUUUUCUUUCUAGAAAGAUUACUGCAGCUUUGGUUGGUUUUGUGGGUGAAAUAGAAUAAUAUGCAGUAUAAUACGCAAUACCACAUUCUGAAACUCCAAACCUUUCAAAACAUUUAUUAAUUUGAGACAAUAAGAAUAUUCCAAAUCAAAAACAAAGACUCAAGAGACGAACUGGUGAUGGUUGGAUGAUUUUCAGUCAUCAGGUCAUAUGAUAUCUAAAAGUAAUGAAUACGUCUUUGCACUGAACUUGUGAGUUUCCUGCUACACAUCACUGCUCUCAACCCUUCACCGCCACCAGUUUCUGGACUCCACUGGGAGUCUAGUACAGCUCAUGGCAUGACUACCUCCUUAAAAUGAUGACGACAGGAUGGGGUCUAGUCGUAAAAGACUCCCCACAUAUUUCUUCAGCUCUCCCCAUUGUGCAUGUAAUAUCAAAUAAAGUUAACUGAAUUACUCUUUGGGGCUAUCUUUCAAUUGAAUCUCUCCUGAUUGAAAUAUGAAAGUUAUCUGGACCUGCUAUCAGUUCUACUGACUGGUGAGGACUUUAAACCUCUGUUUCACUGCAACAUGUGUGAUUUCAGGCUAAGUGAUCCCCAUUAAAUGUAGGCUUUGGGUGUGCCAGACAGAGAACUCGUUUUCAAUAAAUUUGAUGGACUUUUCCUUUUGGAGAUUUGUACAAAACCACAGUGUUUCUCUUUAAAAUGCAUCAUUCAUCAUCAUUUAAAAUUCAUUCGUCUGCUAGACUAUAAAUUUGUCUCAUUUUAUCCAUUCUGUGCUGCCAAAAUGAUUAAAAUGAAAGCUUUUUAGGAGGAAUGCCAAAUAGCUACUGUAAAGGAAGUGAGAAAAGGAACUAUGACAAACUAGUGUUGGACAACCUGAGACAAAUUUAUGAUGUGGAGUGCCAUAUAACAAAACUAAGGUUUGCAAUCUUUCACUCUCAGGCAUACUGACAUUAAAAGAUGUAGUAUUUAUAUGUUAUCUCUUAGAUGCACAUCUGCAAUUAUGUGCAGUCUACACAUAUCUCAGGCUCUUCACAUUGUUUUAGUUUGGCUCAUUUAUUGUACUGUACAGUAUUGUAUGACUGUACUAUAGUACGGUUUGUGAUUGUGUUUCUUUGUGUGCUUCUUUUAUUUUGCUUUCCUUGGGCAUCUUUAUUUCCAAGCUUCUCUCUGUAUGGUUAUAAAUAUGAGGAGAAUCAGCAGUGCAGAUGACACUGGAGAAAUACUGUAGAUAUUCUACCAAUAUAGUGCUUCUCUGUGCUGCAGGUAAACACUACGCAUCAGUGCCAGAGAAAAGUAGUCAAUACCCAGUGAAAAUGAAGACACUGUUAAUAUGGAGAAUACGACAACAGAACACAUCACCCUAACCAGCUAAAGAGAGAACUAUAAAAUGCAACAAAUGCCAGUAUUACACUCUGCAGUGGCUCCGGUGGAGGGGAGGUUACGUCGCAGUGUGCCUAGCCUUCCAGCAAUCAAGCCAGACAGGCUGAAAACAGCUAAAGCACUGGUAGAGAAAGCAGUCAAGAUGCGGAAAGUGUUUUCAGUGCAGGGACCUUAUCCUGUGAUCCGUGCUGCUUUAUGGGCCAGAGGGUGGGUGGAACGUCGUUUGCCCCAUCCUGCCCAGAAAGCACCUCAUUGCCAUGGCGAUAAGGAGGAGGAUGGUGAUGAUGGUGAUGUCAGUGCUGAUGUUACCGAGAGAGUGGAUGAAGGCGAGAAAGAGGAGAACCUUGAUGACAUGUAUGACCUCAUGUCUCGCAUGGUUCGAAAUGAAACAACAUAUUUCUACUGGACGACACGUCGGGAUUACAUAGACUGUCGCUCUUUACGGAAUGACCAGACGACCAAUCACUAUGCAAAUGCUGGAACGUUUACUACCAAGGUGGGGCUCUGUGUGAACUUGCGUAACCUUCAGUGGUUUGAUACAGCAGAUCCUGACACCUUCUUCCCAAGAUGUUACAGGCUUGGGGCAGAGGAUGAGAAGCGUGCAUUCAUAGGGGACUUCAGGAGGACGGCAUGCUCCAGCCUGUUGCAGCAUGUGGUUGAGACAAGUAGAUGGAGGAGAGAGGGAGCAGAGGUUGAGAAACAAAAUGUCAAGAGCAGUUUCUCUGAAGAGAUAGAAAAUGUGGAGCAGCUAUCUGUUGGUCCGGGAGUGAUUGACACAGCUUUACAAAUGUGUCAAGAGUUUCUCAAUGUUUUAGAGCACGGUGACAUUGAUGUGACUGUGGAAACACCCCCCUCAGUGGAGGAACAGCAGUGGGCGGAGUUUCUGCGAGAUUACUACAUGGUUGUGCAUGACAGUGCAUUGAUCAGGGGUAGCAGUGUGUUUGUGGAGCGCUGCCAGUCCAUGUUGGCCAGACUACAGGAAGUUUGUCCUCAGCUGGACACAGAUGGAGUAAAUAACAUCUGGAUCAUCAAACCAGGCGCUAAGUCAAGAGGAAGAGGUAUAAUAUGCAUGGAUCGCCUGGAUGACAUUUUAGCGCUGGUGGACACUGACAGAGCCUUGGCUAAGGAGAGUAAGUGGGUGGUUCAGAAAUACUUGGAACAUCCUCUGUUGAUUCAUGACACCAAGUUUGACCUCCGUCAGUGGUUCCUCGUCACCGACUGGAACCCUCUGACUGUCUGGUUCUACGGAGAGUGCUACCUGCGGUUUUCCACUCAGCCCUACUCAACAAAAACCCUGGACAGCUCAGUCCACCUGUGCAACAAUUCUAUCCAGAAGCACUUCCAGCCAUCCUGUGACCGCCAUCCAGGAGUGCCUGAGGACAAUAUGUGGUCCUGCUCCCAGUUUAGAGCUUUUCUACAGCGGCAGGGCCAUGGGGCAGAGUGGGAGUCAGUGGUGGUCCCAGGCAUGCAGCAAGCUAUAGUGCGUGUCCUGCAGACAGCCCAGGACCUGGUAGAGCCCCGCAAGGCAAGUUUUGAGCUCUUCGGAGCUGAUUUUAUGUUGGGCAGAGAUCUGAGGCCUUGGCUCCUGGAGAUCAAUGCCAGUCCAACUAUGGCCUGUUCCACUGCUGUGACUGCUCGCCUUUGUCCUGCUGUGCAGCUGGACACACUGAGGGUUGUGCUGGACCGACGGACCGAUCCCAGUGCUUACACAGGAGGCUUCCAUCUAAUCUACAAACAGGCUGCAGUUGAAGUUCCACAGUAUGUGGGAGUGAACCUGUUGGUGGAAGGAGCACCCAUAAGGCGAUCCAGACCUCCACUACAAAGACAAACAGUUAUUUCUAACACACCUCUCGCUGUCCACUUCCCAUCAGAACACUUGUCUUCAGAGGAGGUUGAAAACACACAUAAGCCAUCAGGUCAGAAGUCCUGUGCAGUCUCUGCUUUUCGCCGUUCAGGCAAGGAGAACCGAGCUGUGGGAGAGAAAAAGAGGCAGCUGACAUCAGAUUCUCCAAAGAGGGAGCAAGAGGGGAGAACAGAGGUUCAGAAUACCUCCUGUGUUCGCAGAUCCUGCCGCAGUCUGGUGUCUGAACAGCCUCUGAUCAUACACACUGAACCAUGGAGGAAAGCACGACGUUUGGGUCUGAGUCUCAAUGGGGCAACUCUGGUCCCACGGAGCCUUUCCUUUUCCCUCAGCCCCCCUCACAGCUUUUCAGAUUGUAAAACCCAAAUCAAACCAGGCCGUCGAUCACAUAUCUCUAGAUCCUUCCUCCCCCUGGCAGCUUCUGAGCCUCAGCACAGGACUUCUACCCGGCUCUUUCCUUCCCUCCAGGGUCAGCUCCCUACCCUGGAGGUCUUUAGCUUGCGACCAAACAUUGUGGCAGGAACUGUUGCCUGUCGUAAUCCAACCUUUUUCUCUCAUUCCAGCGUCCACAGGCAUCAGUUAUUCCUCCACUCUUAUAGGCAAACUGUGACCAAAUGUAAAGGAGACUGCACAGGAACAGGACACAAACACUAGUGUGAGCAUGUUAAGGGCAAAGAGAGGAAAGUCUAUGCAGGGCAACAGAGUUUAGGAGGUUUUGUCAGCAAUGAUGUCGUUAUUAAUUUAUAUUUCAGCAGAUUGAAAGCCUGGACAACAUAUUACCCUUAUUCGCAAAACAUUAAAGCCCCUGCGUGUAGAAUUUUUAUGAGAUUAUAUCAUUGUUUAAAUGAUUGUGGUGACAAAAGAUUUUGUAGAAAGAUUGUAGAAAAAUGACACAAUCUUGGUGAAAUGAGACAUUUUCAAAUCCCACACAUAGGGGCUUUAAAUAUACAAUAUAUGGUUAAAUAUGGGUACUUUUACCUCACGUUCAGAGUAAAGUGAGACACAUACAAUAUAUUUUAAUGCUAAAUUUGAAUAAUGUCUUAUUCUAAAUAUAUGUAGAUAUGUUUUAUGAUUAUUAUCUUAUGAAUAUAACUACAAUCACUGUUGUGUUGAAGUUCAUUUAUAUUAAAACAAAUAAGCAAAAACAGCUCAUUCAAACAUGUCUCUAAUGUGGUGGGUAUUCUAAGGUGAGUGGGCAGAAAAUAAUGUAGUGAAAUGAUCACUGGUUCCAUCUUUUUGGGAAAACUGGCAACAGGAUGGAGGUAUUUUAGCCCACCAGCAGGUGGCAACAAAAGCCCAAUGAUUAAAGUCUUGCUGAAAGAAUAGGCAGCCCUUCUCCAUUUGUUGCUUCAUUUUGAGCAAUACCUGGUUCAUUAGGUCUUUUAGCCUAAUAAUUGCCACAUAUUUCACCAUAUAAAUGUAAUGCACAGUUUUUGGUGAUAUUUUUGCCUUUAUUGGAUAGAUUCAUAGAAAUAGAAACAGAGAGGAAACACUGGGGGAGGGAGAGACGGGUAUGACAAGCAACAAAGGUCAAACAGAGAUAUUAUGGUUAUAUAUUAUGUGUCUUAACCACUACGCCUCCAGGACACCCCAACUGCUGAAAUAAAUAUCAAAAUCAUAGUUUAACUAUUGCAAAAUGUCAAAUGGGUAGGCUGCACCUCUAAAAUUAGUUUGCAAAUGAUGUCUCAUGGCAGCAACAAAAAUGCAACUCCCACUUGAACAACUGAAUUCAACUGAACUUCAAGAGAAUCAGUUUAGCGGGAACUAAUGACGUUUAGGUUGCCGUUCAUGGCCUUGCACUUCAGUUUAUACAAAACCUUUCGUGUAGAAUGAAAUAACACUCCUACAGCUCAGACAAAAAUGAUAGUGGAAACAAUAAUAAUAUGUGGUUUCUGUAGUUGAACAUUGACACUGGGCUGGGCCUGUGUAGACAUGCAAACAUGUUGAUAUCUGCAGUAUGAGAUAACAUGUGACUGUAAGUACUAUCACACAGCUGUAAAAUGCUCACAGAAUGCAGUACGUAGUUGUGAUUUAUGCUUCUACAUGUUUUAAGGGACUUCUCCAGUAUGAAUGGUAGGAUGUGAAACUGGCAUUUCAUAAUGCAUACAGUCAUAUGAUACAAUCAUACAGUCAAUAAGACAUGAGGAGAUGUCAUCCUGUCAGGCUGUUGACAUGAUGCAGAUGGAUCCUGAUUAUUGCCUCAGGAGAUUAACCGAAACCGUUUACAAUCAUGUGUGUUUACUUGUUGUUGUAUUAGCGGGCACAGACGGUCAACCAGCAGGAGAUCUGGGCUACAGAUCUGCCAUUAUAUAAGUGUUCCCUGUCAUAUGAAUGUUGCGGUGCCAUAAAAGAACAAAAUCUGAACAGAUUGUAUUUCAUUACUAGAUGUGUUCACACACACUCUCCUUCUUUCUCACACACAUAUAGUCAAAGCCAUUUUCCACGGGAAAAAAAUACUUUAUUAAUACACUUAUAUAAUGUAUAUCAACAUUUAUAGACAAAAUAUGUACAUCAAACAUCUUUCAUGUAGGUCCCAAAAUAUAAAAUCUCAAGUACCUCUUUCUAUAGAAAACUAGUCUUCUGGUAAAACGUUUACAUUCACUUCUCUUCUCCUCACUCCUUUGACUCCAGUAUUCAUAUGUAGUACAGAGAAUAAACAUCUGAGAUUUAUUAGCUUUUCACAA
Messenger RNA from Thunnus maccoyii (southern bluefin tuna), 6793 nucleotides. RefSeq names its product tubulin tyrosine ligase-like family, member 3 (gene ttll3). NCBI's taxonomy places the organism in Eukaryota, Metazoa, Chordata, Actinopteri, Scombriformes, Scombridae. Gene Ontology annotation, cellular component: cilium. The transcript is spliced from 17 exons. Gene Ontology annotation, molecular function: protein-glycine ligase activity, initiating. Bases 2256 to 4763 code for a protein of 835 amino acids. Gene Ontology annotation, biological process: cilium assembly; cilium movement; protein polyglycylation. The record is from RefSeq and is a predicted model, not a curated record.